CAUUACAGUCCUUAUCUACAGCCUCACCCAACUCCAUACUCGUCAUUCGGGCGGAGCCCCAGUAUAAAUUCAUGCCCUUCUUCUUGAACAACUCUUGCACGGGACAUAGGCUACAUUCUUCCAUCUUCAAGUGACGAUCUGCCAUCUUAUCAGCACAGUCACAAUGCCGUCUGAUCUGGAGAGAGCGAUGGAGACGCUGAUCACAGUGUUUCACCGUUAUGCGAGCAAAGAGGCUGGAAAUACAUCAACAUUAAGUCGCAAAGAGCUCAAAAUGCUGAUGGAGGCAGAGUUGGCUAGCUUUCUGAAGUCUCAGAAGGACCCUGCUGCCAUAGACAAGCUUAUGAAGGAUUUGGAUGCUAAUAGUGAUGGAGAGGUGAAUUUUGAAGAGUUUGUGUCUCUUGUGGUGGGCCUGUCCAUUGCCUGUGAACAGAUCUACAAGAUACACAUGAAGCAGGGGCCAGGGGGUGUCAAAAAGCAAUAAAAUUUUGUUAAUAGGUUUUAAUAAACCAUUUCAGCCACAUGCCUCGAUUUGCAGUUGUUACUACAGUUACACUUUAUGUAUGUAAAGGAGGGUGUUUCUUUAGUUCUGUUAAGUGAUGUUAAAUUUUAUUUUAAUUUUUUAUAUAUAUAUAUAUAUAUUAUAUAUAUAUAUAUAUAUAUAGAUAUAUAUAUAUAUAUAUAUAAGUAUUUGUAUUAGACACGAAAAAACUCAUCCACAAAAGUCCUGUAAGUUCCAGCACAGAAGUAAACACUUUCUUUAUAUACA
Messenger RNA from Cyprinus carpio (common carp), 766 nucleotides. RefSeq names its product protein S100-A1-like. Gene Ontology annotation, cellular component: cytoplasm. The record is from RefSeq and is a predicted model, not a curated record. Gene Ontology annotation, molecular function: calcium ion binding. Lineage: Eukaryota; Metazoa; Chordata; Actinopteri; Cypriniformes; Cyprinidae.